GUGACUCAGUUUUUGAGAGACAGUUGCUACUCCUGGGUGCCGUAGCUAUUGUGGACUCCUUAGCGGUAGCUCCACAGCCAAACAACCCUCCAAAGACUAAGAGAUCUCUCUGUUGGAUGUACUGCGUUCCAACAGCAGUGUUUUGUGACCAAAGAAAGAAGUCCGUGUGUAUGUGUGUGUGAGGCGUUUCCCCGUUGACUUCUCACAAGGUACAACCCACAUACAAAAAAGCUGGAUUCGCCCGAUCUGACAGUACCAUACAAGGGAUACACCCUAGACAGACCAAAGACCAACGUUAGAUCUGUCACAAUGAAAAGGACGCGAGCUGACCACGGGAACCUCAACUCUGAAGACCUUUCCGCCAAGCGAAUCGUCCGUCGUAAAGUGACUGCGAGUGGCGAUCACCGCCGCAGCUUGAGUCCUGCUGAUGACCUUGAAACCCCGCAGCAGCGCCGUGAAGUGAGGACGACUUCCUCUGUGCUCAAGUACAUGAAAUACUCUACUGCAAGUGGAGGAGGAGGAGGAGGAAGUGGUGGGGAGAAAUAUUCCUCGGGUUCAAAGUACAAGUACGGUGGCGGCGAUGGUGGGAAUUCUGAAAACAAGUACGAUCACUUUGAUCACCGUGGGACGUCUGGUGGUGGAAAAGGAGGACGGAAUAUGGGCGACGGUUUUGAACGGACGUCGCAGCUGUCCAGACGUGUUUCCGCUCGUGAUCACAAUCAUCAUGACACGGGGGCACACGGCAUGCGUUUCAACACCUACAAUGAUCGGUUCGAGUUUUCCCUGAGGAUCGGUGCCCUCGAUGUGGACAUGCACGAUGGGGAGCUAAAAACCUGUCUCUUCAACCUCUUUAAACACUACGGCUAUGUCCACAUCAAGGUGCUGGGACGUGGCAUUGAGAGACACGCCUUCAUAAAUUUCAUGAAGCGGCCAGACGCGCAGAAAGCCCUGAGCGAGAUGUAUGAAUUUGUUCUGGAAGGAGUUCCUCUCAAAACGGAAUGGUCCAAAUCAACUCUCCAUCGCUAUCCUGAGGUUGCAGAUAACCCCUACGUGACUCGCUCCCGUCGAGGGGCGGGGCUGUCGACGCGACCUUCGACCUCUCGGACUCGUCACCAUGAGGACCACUACGACAGCUACGGAGGGAGCGGAGGUCGCGAAAGUCCACCUCCCCCACCCAGCAGCUCCCGGGAAAAACAAUCUUCGUAUUCCACCAGAGAAGUUUCAACAACGCGUCGCCCGCGCGAAGUCUCCCGGGAUAUCCACUCCCGCGAACUCUCCCCAAGGGAAAUCCCCGCUCCCCGUAUCUCUCGCGAGCUGCCCCGGGACAUUCCGCGAGAGCCCGAUAUCAACCCACGAGAAUCCCGGGACAUCUCGUACAAGAUCUCAAACAGUAUUUCCUCGCCUCCAUCGGCACACGACCGAAGUCACAACUCUGCCUCCUCGGGUGGUGGGCAGUCGUCUUCCUCGCGUCACGAGCCGCGCACCGUUAUUCCCAUCACUGACCCAACGGCCACGCGGACACUGUUUGUCGGGAAUCUCGAGCUUGACAUCACCGAACGCGAGUUGAGAGACUUGUUUGGCCCGUACGGGCGCAUCGAGAGCGUUGACAUAAAGACACAGCGAGUAUCGGGAGCAACUUACGCUUUCGUCAAGUUCCUUACCAUCAACGAUGCCAUAAACGCCAAGAAUGACAUGCACGGCCGCAAGUACGGCGAGUACCGACUGAAGAUUGGGUUCGGUCGCGGGCUCCGUCGGGGAAAGUGUGGAUUGGCAAUCUCACGUGUCUCACCGAUUUCAAAGAGGUCCAACAGGAACUGGACAGGUUUGGUUUGAUCCGCAAGACAGACUACCAGGACGGUGACAACCACGCCUUCAUCCAGCUAGACAGUCUGGACGCUGCACAAGCUGCAAUCGCUUCUCUGACUGGCUACCGCAUCAGAAACUCGGGCCGGGUCCUCAAGAUUGAUCUCUGCAAACCAAUGCACCUGAGAGACGAUCCUGAUUUUCACCUCCGUCACAUCCCCGAACGCUCCCUCUCUUCCCAAGACGAUUCCUACCCCACUUCCCCCGCAGUGUUCAAGAGAAAGGUCCGCAAUCAAGAUUACCAUCUGCAGCACGACGUUGGUGUGAGAAGGGUUAAAGAUGACCUGGACGACCUCCCUCCGAUCAAGGGGGAGAGGAUUGUGAGUUCGAGCGGUGGUGGGAAAGGAAGGAACACGCGUGAGGAUAUUCGACGAGAGUACCACCGAAAGAGGCCCCACUCACCACCUCCUGGUAAAGACGGGUUCCACAGGGGAAGUAGUAGCGGACGGAUGCAUUCCGACGAGCUAAAUGGAGUGGGCGGAGACUACCACACAAAGCGGCCGAGGAUUAUGACGGAAUUGGGGAGCAAUCGUCGCAGCGAGCGGGAGCGAACCGGCGAGAGAGACCGAAAUCAGGGCAACAAGGACCGAGAAAGGGAGUCAAAGAGGACAACGGGCAAUGAGAAAGAAAGGAAGGAACACAGUGGAAAGAGAGAUGGAGAAAAAUCUGACAAGGCUGAAAUUUAUUCCGAGGGUAACAAAGACGACAAAAAAUCAGACACAAAACCGGAAAAGAAAGAGGAUCCUGCCAAACCAGUAAUGGAGCCUAGUCUGAGUGAUUUAGUGGCGGCAAAAGACACGGCCCUCAAGCUCGACAAUGCCCCCGAACAAUUGGCAAUGGAUACGGGGGCAGGGGGGUCGAGCACCCUCAAACCAGCGGUGCCCGAGACGCUUAAUGAUCUUGCCAUCCUCUACCCGGUGGCUUGGCGUGGGAAUCUUGUCCUCAAGAACACGGGUUUUCCAACUCGAAUGCAUCUGGUCGGUGGGGAUCCAGCUGUGGCCGAAACGCUCCUGAGGACUAGGGAGGGGAAAGACUACCUGUUUUCCCUGCGCAUCACCCAGAGGCUGCGUUUGGAGCAGCCGAGGCUCGAGGAAGUCAACAAACGAAUGGUAUCUGCUGGGCCGAGCGGUUACUGCGUCCUCUUAGCUCUCCCCGGACCAAUCCCUCCGAAUCUUUCGCCCGACACUGACAGCAUGAUGCAGCUUCGACCCCUCAAGAGCCUCGUGAGCUACCUGAAACAGAAAGAGGCCGCGGGCAUCGUUGCGCUGGGUGGGCCCGAGGGGUCCGACACUGCCAGCGCGAGUGUUGACAAAGAUGUCGUUGGGGUUCUGCACGCUUUUCCUCCCUGCGAGUUCUCGCAGUCUCAACUCACAAAGAUAGCUCCCAGUCUGGGCGCGCAACCGGCCAAAGAAGACCAUAUUGUUGUUCUUCUCGUCAAAGGGAAUGUUUGAUAAAGAAAGUUUGUAAAGGAAAGAGUAUUGAUGAUAUAUACUUCUCUACGAAAGACUUUGGAAUACCCGUUAUUGUACCACGCAUCAGCUGUUUACCCUUUCCCGUGUUUUUUCCUCCUUUUUUGAAGUUACUUUCAAGUGUGCAUAAUAAUAAAUACGACAAAAGAACUAAUGUGAGAAAGCAAAGCGAGACUGUUGAAAAAUUUCUUCUUCUCUGCUCUUCGGUUUGAUGCACUGCCUACUUAGCAAUACUGCUGUGUUUAUAAUACUGCACUUGUACUAACAUGUGUAUAAUUAUUAUAACACUGGUGCAGAGUUUUUAUAUGCAGUGAGUCCACAAAAAAUUUAUCAACCUGGUUGGAUGAGUAA
This is a messenger RNA of Geodia barretti, 3683 nucleotides long. NCBI's taxonomy places the organism in Eukaryota, Metazoa, Porifera, Demospongiae, Tetractinellida, Geodiidae. The record is from the annotation of a GenBank genome assembly.